Didymosphaeria variabile is the source of this 696-nucleotide messenger RNA. RefSeq lists its product as uncharacterized. The record is from RefSeq and is a predicted model, not a curated record. Bases 1 to 696 code for a protein of 231 amino acids. Lineage: Eukaryota; Fungi; Ascomycota; Dothideomycetes; Pleosporales; Didymosphaeriaceae. The transcript is spliced from 2 exons.
AUGUCCCCAACCCGCGCCAUCGUAGCUUUCGGCUCCGGCCCAGGCAUCGGGAACCACAUCUCCGCCGAGUUCGUCUCAAAAGGCUUCAGCCACGUGAUAUUGCUUGCCCGCAACGAGCAACGUCUCAAAAAUGAAGAUGCAGCUUUUGUUCAAAAAGCCGGCUCCAACGUCAAAGUCGACACGCUACGUCUGGAUCUCUCAGACCUCUCCUCCAUCUCGGGAGUCUUGAAGAAGAUCGACGAGCUUACCAAGGGCGAGGACUUAGAAGUCGUCUUCUUCAACGCCGCAAGAAUCAAGCCAAGUGGUGUACUGGAAGUUGCUGUCGAAGAGAUCAAUGAGGAUUUCAGGACAACGAAUCUAGCUCUCUACACCGUCGCCCAAUGGGCCAUCCCCCGCCUUCAGCAACUGAAAAAGUCCAACCCUUCAUCAAAACCCAGUCUCCUCGUGACCAAUAGCUUCCUCCCUAAGACCCCUGUGCCCCAGCUUCUGUCAUUGAGUCUGGUCAAGGCUAGUCAGAGAAACAUGGUCCACAGCUUCAAUCUGACAUAUGCGGAGAGCGGGGUGCAUGCUGGUCUGAUCAGCGUUGGGGGCGUUGUUGCGCCGGAGAACAAGAAUUUGAAUCCAAAGAACAUUGCCAAGAAGGCUUAUGCGUUCUACGAAUCCGCAGAUGGACUAGAAGUUGAGAUUAGUGAGUAG